Molecule: messenger RNA, 2371 nt
Organism: Dicentrarchus labrax (European seabass)
Lineage: Eukaryota; Metazoa; Chordata; Actinopteri; Moronidae
Product: signal-regulatory protein beta-2-like
Exons: 6
Coding region: 1010-2059 (349 amino acids)
Biological process (GO): response to bacterium
Source: RefSeq, a predicted model, not a curated record
UUGCUCUACCAGAGGUGUAAAACAUACAGCCCGAUAGGCCGGUUCUGGCCAGUGUGUUGGGUUUGGCGGCCCAUGAACUAAAAUGAGUUUGAGGCCUUUGACAGCAUCUUUAUGAAGACAGCAACACCCACGCACUACAAACCACUAAUUUAUGAACAAUGUUUUGAUCACAGUCAUAUUUUGUCGCCACAUUUUCAGAUCACUUUGAUCUUUGAACAUCACAGGUGUUGAACUAUGUAGCAGCUUUAUCUUGGAUGUUGCAGGCCGCUUGAAUUUUUCACCCUGUCACUGCUCUCUUUGUGUGAACUUUGUUUAUGACUAACCUUCAGUGCACAACCAAAUAUAGGAUGAUAGCAGUCCGUAAUGUGACCUGACUCGGGUUAUAGGCUUGCUGUUUUGUGCAUUUAGAGGUGGGAGGUGUCACAACAUAAAAAACAUUUCAGUGGGUCAUUUUGCCUCCCUCUGCUUUGAUAUUGUGUUCAGACACAAUGGAGCAAAUAUUCUUUGAUUAAAGCUAAAAAUAAUGUUUUUUAGUUCAUAAAAUUAUGUUUGAUGUGGUGAUACUUUGCCUCUCUGGAAGACUAUUUCCGAUACCAUCUGAGAGAGUAACAGCAAAGGUUUUCAGAAUUUCUUGGAAAUGGCUUGCAGCGGUUUAAAUGAAUUGCUAGUAAAUUGUUAAUUGUCACAGGAUGAAAAAACAUUGCUUUAGUGGUUUUCACAACAUCUUUGUGUGUUAAUUGUAGCGAUGAAUCAUGUGUUUUCAUGAUAAGCAGUGUCAAAACCAAACUGCUUGUGCUGUCAUGUUUGCAGAUUGGAAAGACUUGGUUAGUUAAUUUCCACUUUGGUGGUAUACCAAAAUGCCAACAUGAUGGCAGACCAAUCGUAUUGUUUUGAAUCUAUCUGUUCCCUCCCAUUUUAUUGUUCCCUCCCAUUUAAUAGAGAUGAUUAAGAUUAAUCAUCCUGCAGUACAAUCUAAAUCAACUGCUGUCUCAAGUGGAAUAACUAGAAAAUGCUGAUCAUAUUUUGCAUAGCUCUCGUGUUCACAAUUGGGCGAUGCACAGAUGACCAAAGCUUUGUAAAAAAGACUGUUUGUCUUGGAGAAAAUGUGACUCUAACUUGUAGUCGCCAGACUGGAUCGCCAGGAUACUUAUUCUGGAUCAGACUUGUUGUUGGAAAGUUGCCUGAAGUCUUAGGAAGGACGUAUACUUUUGAUAACGGCAACGUAAACAAGACUCCUCGCAUUACAACAAAACAGGAGCCUGGAACAUUUAUUCUACAUAUUACCAAAACAGAGCUGAGUGAUACUGCAUAUUACUACUGUCAACAAGUGGUUGAACUACAAACAACAUUUCUGAAUACAACCUUUCUGAGAGUCACAGGACCAGAACUUGAUAUCACUGCCGCCAUUCAAGUCCCUCCAUCUGAUUCAGUCCGUCCAGAAGACCCAGUGACUCUGCAGUGUUCAGUCCUCUCUGACUCUAAGAAGAAAACGUGUCCAGGAGAUCACAGUGUGUACUGGUUCAGAGCUGGAUCAGGAGAAUCUCAUCCCAGUUUAAUUUACACUCAUGGAAACAGUGGUGAUGAAUGUGAGAAGAGUCCUGAGGCUCACUCUCCACAGAAAUGUGUCUACAACUUCUCUAAGAACGUCAGCUCCUCUGAUGCUGGGACUUAUUACUGUGCUGUGGCCUCAUGUGGAGAGAUAUUAUUUGGAAAUGGAGCAAAACUGGACAUUAAAGCUCCCACGUUUGGCGAGUCUCAGUGGACCAAUACCAUUCUGUUUCUGUUGUGUGCUGCUUUGGCUAUAAGUUUGAUUGUUAUAGCCUUACUGAUGUACUCCGUCAAAGAAAACAGGAAGUGCAAUUGUUGUAAUGCUGCUGAUGCCCUGCAAAUGAAUGCUGCAACAACCACUGGUCAUCAGCAAAGUCUGCGGACAGAUGAAGACUGUGUCAUUUAUUCUGUGCCAAACUUCACUGGAGAGAAGGCUGGAAGGAGUGUAAGGAGAGGUGCAAAUGCAGGCGAGGGAAAGAGCAUCUACUCUAACGUCAGGGUUGUGGAAUAGCAACAUAAACCGAAGGUCUUAAUUGAUGUUUGUUUAAUGCUUGUAUAGCACACCAUGGGUGAUAUUUAGCAGCAUAUUAUGUUAUAAAGCAAAUAUGUCAGGCAUGAUAUACAAAUUUUUAUAUUUAUUUACUUUUGUUUUGUUUGUCUCACAGUUUUAUGAUGGGCCCACAAAUGGGCUUUUUGUUGCGAGGUCAGUGUUAAACGUGUUUCCAACCUGUCUCUUUUGUAUGUACAAGAAAUUUCAAUUUUCACAGCUAUAUUCAAGCUUUCUAUGUCAAAAAAAGCCAAAUCAUAAUGUUCUUGGACAACU